Fusarium coffeatum is the source of this 669-nucleotide messenger RNA. RefSeq lists its product as uncharacterized. NCBI's taxonomy places the organism in Eukaryota, Fungi, Ascomycota, Sordariomycetes, Hypocreales, Nectriaceae. Bases 1 to 669 code for a protein of 222 amino acids. The transcript has a single exon. Gene Ontology annotation, molecular function: ATP binding; pantothenate kinase activity. Gene Ontology annotation, biological process: coenzyme A biosynthetic process. The record is from RefSeq and is a predicted model, not a curated record. Gene Ontology annotation, cellular component: cytosol; nucleus.
AUGUAUACACACUCACAUAGUAUAGACAAUCGUCCUCCAAUUCCUGGUACAAGCAGUGAGAUAUACACAUUCAUCGACGAAGAAAUCGUUCCAUCAACACCACCAAAAUUACACCCAUAUCUCCUCGUCAACAUCGGCUCAGGCGUGUCAUUCUUCCAAGUAACUGAAACCGAAACAAAACGCAUCUCCGGCUCUUCCUUCGGCGGCUCAGCACUCUGCGGUCUUUUAACUCUGCUCACCAGGGCACGAACCUACGAGGAUAUGCUUUCCCAGGCAGAGAAAGGAAACAAUGCAAAUGUGGAUAAACUCAUCGGCGACAUUUACGGCAUGGACUACAAUAGAAUCGGAAUGAAAAUGACCGCAGUCGCAUCUACCUUUUGCAAAGCUUUUAGCCUAGAGCACCGAGCUGCGCCCGAGGGUGAGAAUGGUGCCGAUUCGAAAACCUUUUCUGAUGCGGAUAUUUGUCACUCGCUCGUAUUCGCCGUGUUCAAUAAUAUUGGACAGCUUGCUACGCUGCAUUCUCGAAUCCAUGGAAAUCCGGAUAUUUACUUCACGGGACCGUACGUGCAGAAUUGUCAGUUGCUGGUCAGGACGCUUUGUAUUGCUGUGCGGUAUUAUUCUCAGGGGGAGAAGAAGGCUCAUGUCGUGGUGGACGGGAACACGGUGUGA